Macrosteles quadrilineatus (aster leafhopper) is the source of this 1164-nucleotide messenger RNA. RefSeq lists its product as uncharacterized. The transcript has 4 exons. The record is from RefSeq and is a predicted model, not a curated record. Gene Ontology annotation, molecular function: NAD+ poly-ADP-ribosyltransferase activity. NCBI's taxonomy places the organism in Eukaryota, Metazoa, Arthropoda, Insecta, Hemiptera, Cicadellidae. Bases 75 to 638 code for a protein of 187 amino acids.
CUUCAGUCGGUGUCGUCUGUACGUCCGAUAGGUUCGGCUAAAAUAACGAAAGUUCGUGUGAGUUGGUGUGCAUAAUGCAUCCUGUGUUGGAAUAUUUAUCUAACGUUAACAAUAACUAUAAUAGAGAGUAUGAAGAAGACUUAUAUGAUGAAAGUAUUGCAACAUCGAGCAUCUUAUCUACUUUUCCAGGAGUUAAUAUAACAAGAGUAACAACUGUUCAUAACAAUUAUCUCCACGGAAUGUACGAGCUUAAAAAAUUAGAGUACGAAUCCAGAUAUGGUUCUGUUCAAGAGUUAACUCUUGUCCACUCUACCAGCGCUCGGAAUGUACAAUCAAUCAUUGAAGACAACUUGGACUGGCGACGCGUUGUAAGAGGCAAAUAUGGCGACGGUGUUAGCUUCUCUGGGAGUGCUGGCUACGCCAACCGCUUUUCCAACCGUAACAACGGCUAUGAAAGAGCGUUUAUCGUAGCAACAGUGCUGGUAUCAAGAGAAAUGGAACUUGAUGGAUAUACCAGCAUGGAAGUUCCUCCUGAUGACGUGGACACCACAACUGGCAACGACGGGCAGGUGUAUGUAAAGUAUUGUGACAAUGAGUUUUUGAUUAAAUAUAUCGUAUACUACCGGUACCAAUUGUAAUGAGGUUAGUCCUACAAAAUAGAGCCGAUUCAGAGAAUCACUCAAAUUAAUGAUCUGUUAUACACAUUCUUCUAUAUGUAGUAGUUCAGUAUUGUAGGUUUGGAGAAGCUCUGAACAAUGUUUGCAUUGGUAAUAGAAAUUUUAUGUCAUCAGAAUGAGUCAAAAUUUGUAUGUAUUUGAAAUGUGUGUUAACAUCAAUAAGACUUUGUAUGAAGAUAGUAACUUCAUAUUGCAUUUUGAUUUGUUAAUUUUAAGCAAAUUUUUGCUGCACUUUAACAGUGUAAAUUUACUCAGGUAACAAUUUUUGUCAAAACCAUAUAAUAUAGAUUUAGUUCAAAAUUUAAUGGAUUUAAUUACGUGUUUAUGCUUUUUCAAUAUCAAUCAAAGUUUGUAUUUUGUUACAUUUGACUUAAAGAUUUACAGUCUAAACAGUAUUUAUUGUGUAAAAUGAACUGAAAGAUUUUACAUUUACUUACCUAUGUUCCACAUUUGUUGUUCAUAUGAAACUUUGUAAUAAGUAUUAACA